AUCUCAAGUUAAUCCAGAUAAGAGAACUGUUGGUACCAUAAAAGAUUCGACGAAAUUGCACCGAUUAAACGUUUUCCAACAUUCAUUAGGCAGCUGCCGAAACAUUGGAAAAUCGACUUUAAUUAGAUCGUUCACCCGCUGUAUCUCGCUACAUCUGUCCAAAACGGGCGGAAAACAAAAAAGUUUUUCUGCGGAAAAUAGAAACAGUUUAAUCCCAAGGCUUACAUUAAUGGGUUUUCUAUCCAAAGUGGAAGUUUUUGGCUUCGCUUUGUCAUUGUUUUUCAUGACUCUAGCCGCCCUGGUAAUGAAUUUCCUGGUGUGUUUAGUCGUAUACAGGAGCAAAGAACUGCGAAGACAUAUAUCUAGCGUUUUCAUCGUCAAUCUAGCCAUCUGCGACUUUUUGAUUGCUGUUUUCGCCAUGCCUUAUUCAUUUGGGGCAGUUUUGGCUGAUGAAUGGCCAUUUGGUCGAUUCUGGUGUCAAACAAGUGCGUUUUGGAAUAUGGUAUUGGGACUUGCGGCUGUUUUGACCCUGGCGACAAUUUCCGCGGAUCGCUACAUCGCAGUAUGCAAACCUCUUCAAUACAGGGCCAAAAUGACGGUACAAUGCGCGCUUGUGAUGAUAUCACUUGUGUGGCUACAGUCUAUCGUAUUUUCUUUGGUACCGAUCGGGUUUGGCUGGUACGAGUUUAACCCGCGUUAUUUCUUUUGCACUUUUCCUUCUGAUCUUCACCAGUUAAACUACCGGGUAUUUACAGCGGCGAUGUACGCUGCGAACGCCGGAUUGUCUCUUUUGGUCAUGUUAGUAACUUACUAUCGAAUUUUCAAUGUCGCUAAGCUGCAUUCCCGCCGAAUAGGACACGCGGUCAUCACCGCAGUUCACUUUGCGCCUGUUCGUGGACCCAUGGCCACCGAAACAAGCAGGCAGCGCGAGUUUAAGGCCGCGAGAAAAAUCUUAUUCGUUAUCGGAGCCUUUCUUUGUUGUCUCGCACCGUACACAACUCUGCGUAUUCUUGAACUGGGCAGUAAAGGAAUAUCGCUGUCCCACGCAUCAACAAUUACCUUAAGGUGGAUUGCUUUUUUAAAGAGUGCUAUUGAUCCGUUUAUCUAUGGACUGUUACAAAGACGAUUUCGGCGCUCAUUAUUGGAAUUGUUUCUUGGGACUCAAAGAGCGCAUCUAGCGAGAGGAUCGUUACCUUGUGGACCUAUCAGAUUGAAUGUUCGAGCGAAAAGACAAUCCUCGCAGAGCGAAACUGGAACCUUUGUGACGGUAACUACAAAGAGAACUUCGAUCGAGGAAUAAUUUGUCGUGUGACUUGCAGACAGGUAUUAUUUUGAAGGCCCCUUCUUAAUUCAUUGCUUUGCAAAGAGGUUAUUCAAAUGCUAUUACGGUACUACGAAAGAUUGGAUUUAAUCUACUGCGAUUUACAAUUACAGCGAUUUUUCGACGCAAGGCGAUGCGAUAGUUAUAAUUAUGAGAAUAGCAAGGUUGGACUGUUUCCAAUUGAGCAUACAACGCUCCUUUGCAUAUCUUUAAUUUUGUUUGAAUUUACUUAGCUGAGAUAUUGAAAGAAUAUUGCAUAAAAAGCGAUCUUUUUCGCCGCAUGCCAAUAUAAACUCCCUCCUCAGAAUAUUGGUUAAGACGGAUCUUAUUUCUGUUGUCGUUUAUAUUGCUGAUGCCUAGGCAAACUAGAGAAACGUAGAAAGAGUCAAAUUGAUGUAAUUCGGAAACACUCCGCAGUGGUUGAAUUUAAGUCAAUACUAGAUAGCAAACAACGAGAUCAUGCCUGGUAGAUAGCAGUAAUUACUUUUGCGCCGGGUGAAAAAGAACUAGCACAAGCACUGACCUGCUGCGAUCUAAAGAAAAAAAAUUACAGCGUCUUUUUUUCUGGGUCACGUUUUCAUUUCGAAACGAUCCUUAGCUAAAUCCAGUGAUUUAGGAUCUGUUUCUAUUUCUUUAAUUUUGAAGAGGAGUAAUAUCUUGUACUUUUAUUGAUUGAUUUUAUGAAGAAAAAGUAGUCGAGAAAUAUUUUGCUAUGAACUCCCUUAACUUAGGAUGAUUUUAAAAUAUUUCUACUCAUCACGCUUCAUUUCAUGGUGGAAAUAUUACGCGAGUUGAUUCAUAUAUUUCUCAGUCACAAUUUGUACCUAGG
Molecule: messenger RNA, 2150 nt
Organism: Porites lobata
Lineage: Eukaryota; Metazoa; Cnidaria; Anthozoa; Scleractinia; Poritidae
Source: the annotation of a GenBank genome assembly